CUUCGUUCUUUAAAGUACCCUACUUGCACCUGGAACCGUUUGUUCCUCUUUUCUGCUUCAAGAACAGGAAAGACCGAAAGAGGAAGUUACACCGUUGUGAUAAAGCAUUGUCAGGAAUUUCAGAAAGAAAAGGAAAGAUCUUUGCUUGUUUGCCUCAUCACUUGGAAGUGUGCACUGGAAUACGACGGUCGUCACGUUCACACCAUUUCUGCGAGCGAUGUCGAAACACUCCACAAUGAGAUUGAUGGUCUUCUUCCUCUUCGUUUCAGCGAGUCAAUCUUUUGUAGCUAUUCGGCCCGCAGUUGUGGGCUCAAAAAAUGCGAUUUCAUUUCUUCGCUCGAAAACAAGUUGUUCCAUGCUGACAAAGGGUGGCGACCGGUACUGUUCGUCGCCUUCGCUGAGGCGGUCCUCUCUCCCCUCUUUUAGCAAAUCGAAUUCGAGGGCCAAAUCGCAUACCGAUGUUCAUCGUACACGGAGUCACAGUCCAAGUUUGAGAACGACCGCUCGAUCAGCCAAAGCCGAGACAUUGAUAGCCGAAGCACAAAACGCGACAAACAAGGAAGAACUGUUGUCCACUUCGAGGAAAACCGAAAUUCUGGCUGCCGACACCGACUUCGUCAAACCGGAACGGGACAUGUCGGAGUACCGUUGGAUCAAACUGGAGAACAACCUCCAGGUUCUCUUGGUCAGCACGGCUUCGGACAAGGCCAAUGGUGGUGGCAAUAAUAGUGGUGCGAAAGUCGAGGCGGCAUCUGUCCACGUGCAGGCUGGGCACUUUGACGACACUAUUGCCGGUUUGGCACAUUUUCAUGAGCACAUGCUCUUUUUAGGUACGAAGAAAUAUCCUGGAGAAGACGAAUACGAAGGAUUUCUUUCGAAACACGGAGGAUUUUGCAACGCCUACACUGAUAUGGAAGACACCAAUUACUAUUUUAGUGUAACGAGUCAGCAAGUCGACACCAAUGAAACCAGUGAGGGUCUGAAGGGUGGCUUAGAUCGCUUGGCACAAUUCUUCAUACAUCCAACUUUCGACCCCGAUAUGGUAGAACGUGAACUCCGUGCCAUCGAUUCUGAGUAUCGAAAUGGAAAGACAAGUGACUCCUGGCGCAAUUACCAACUACUGAAAUCCUUGUCAAAUCAAAAACACCCUUUUUCAAACUUUGGUUGCGGAAAUUAUGAAACACUUAGUUCACUCGGAAGCCCGGUUCAAGAGUUGAAGAACUUUUGGAAAAAAUAUUACACAACAUCGAACAUGCGUCUGUCUGUAGUAGGAUGCAGUUCCUUGGAUGCUCUCCAAAAAACAGUGGAAGAGACCUUUGGCGAACUAGCUCUCUCGGAUGAACCCCCUCGGCGCGAAAAAGUAAACCCUCUGUCUCCCAUAUUUCCCCGUGAAAAUGCAGUGCACGAUCCUGAAAAUCCAGCCUUUGGGCCUGAACAGAUAGGCAAGUUCCGUCAAGUUAUCCCGCUAUUAGAAAGUCGUACGCUCAAAGUUCAGUUUGUCACUCCGCCAAUUUAUGACCCGGUACUCAGGAAAACAAGACCGCAUCGCGUACUUUCUCAUUUGAUCGGACACGAGUCACCUGGUUCUUUGCACCACUUAUUGAACAAUAAUGGUUACAUCACGGG
Molecule: messenger RNA, 1626 nt
Organism: Pseudo-nitzschia multistriata
Lineage: Eukaryota; Bacillariophyta; Bacillariophyceae; Bacillariales; Bacillariaceae
Source: the annotation of a GenBank genome assembly